Macadamia integrifolia is the source of this 959-nucleotide messenger RNA. RefSeq lists its product as uncharacterized. The transcript has a single exon. The coding region runs from base 33 to 665 and encodes 210 amino acids. Lineage: Eukaryota; Viridiplantae; Streptophyta; Magnoliopsida; Proteales; Proteaceae. The record is from RefSeq and is a predicted model, not a curated record.
CCAACUCUUACCUUCCAAAUCUUCUCAAUCUUAUGGGUAAUGCACUUCCUUCUUGUUUUACUUCAAAACAAGAGCCAUGGGUGAAGCUAGUUUUUUGGGAAGGAACAACUAAGAUUCUCACCGGAGACCGGCUCGCCGGCGAGGUCAUGUUUGAGUAUCCAGACAGGUUGGUCUGUCAUUCUGGUUCUUUCUACAUAGGUCACCCAAUACCGGCGUUAGCCAUCGGAGACGAAUUGAUAAAAGGCGAAACGUAUUUCGUUCUUCCAAUUGAUCGGUUUGCUUCCAAGAUGUUCUCUGCUUCAUCACUUGCUUCAUUUGAUUCAAGUCCUAAGCCUGCACCCAUCAACUUUCGUAACUGUCCACUUCAAUAUAUUAAGGGAGCUAAUGGAAGAGUAUUGAUAAGGGUGAGCCCAGAAUUUAUAUUGAAAAUUCUGUUAAGAGGGAAAGAUAAUCAAGGUUGUAAUAGCCCUACAAGUAGCUUCCUUUGUAGUACACCAGAGUUGCAGAAACAUUAUGAACAGUUGGUUGGAUCUAGAGAGCAGACAUGGUCACCUCGGCUUGAUACUAUUUCUGAGUUUAGGAAGAGUUGUAAUACUACUACGUGCUCGCCAAUUAGGCUCUUUGGAUUGAAGGAAAAAUCAGAAGAGCUUGAAGGGGGUAGUUAACUGAUCUUCAUGGGUAAUUGAUAAGGUAAAAUUUAGUUUAAUUGUUAAGGAUGACACUGAACGUAUGUUCUGAUAACUGUAAUUAUUAUCUUCUUUUUUUUUUGGGGGGGGGGAGAGGUGGAAGUAAUUAUUUUGUUGCUUUUGUUAUGAGGUGUACAAAUUAGGGUUUUAAUCAAUAGAACUGUGGAUGGAAAGCAAACGCUUAUCGUGUAUCUUGUUCCGCGUGUGGCUUUAGGAUCACUCAAUUGGGUGAUUCAUCUAUGGUGAAGAAAAACUUUAUCCAAUUAUGAAUCA